This is a messenger RNA of Caenorhabditis remanei, 1209 nucleotides long. RefSeq lists its product as uncharacterized. The record is from RefSeq and is a predicted model, not a curated record. NCBI's taxonomy places the organism in Eukaryota, Metazoa, Nematoda, Chromadorea, Rhabditida, Rhabditidae. The transcript is spliced from 6 exons. Gene Ontology annotation, molecular function: DNA-binding transcription factor activity; zinc ion binding; sequence-specific DNA binding. Gene Ontology annotation, biological process: regulation of DNA-templated transcription. The coding region runs from base 1 to 1209 and encodes 402 amino acids.
AUGUCUGACUUACUUGAACCAUGCAGAGUGUGUGCUCAGCCUUCCCAAGGACGAAACUUUGGGGUUUGGAGCUGUCGCGCCUGUGCAGCGUUUUUCAGAAGAGCCGCCCCAAAAAAAACCAGAGAAGAUACAUUUGUAGGUAACAAUGAAAACUGUACAAUUUUCGAAAAUGGGCGGUACACAUGCAAAAACUGCAGACUCAAAAAGUGUUACGAUGUUGGCAUGGAUAUAGGAAAGUUUCAGAACAAUCGAGACCCAUUGUCUUCGUGUAGCCUCUACAAAAAACGAGUGAAGCCUAUGAGUCUGUCUAAUUUUCUCGGAAGACCUGAAUUCAUAUUAUGUCUGGAACCGGAUAGAGCCUCUUACAUCAAAAGUGUAAUUGAUGUUUCUUAUCUUAUUGAGAAAGCUGAGACUAUUUUUCGAGAAGGUUCUACACAUUCUGUUAUUCCUCGAAGGUUUGAGAACUGCUUGGAACAAAUGUCAGCAGCUUUGGAAGAUAUGAAACAAAUUAAAGAAAAAGAGAAAAUUCAAAUUGUGAAAUACAUCGGGAAAACUGAAAACUUCAUGUUCUGGGAGAUGACGUUUACUUCGGCGGCUAAGUGGUUGUCUCAAAUUCCAGAGUUUUCAGAACUAGAGAUGACUGUUAAGCUAAAGAUAUUGAAAACUGUCUGGAUGUUGUGGGCUCGGUUACAGAAACUAUCAGAAACUGCUGAAUAUCAACGGAAGAUGGAAUUGAAAGAUGAUGUGUACAUGUGGACAGACAAUACAUGUAUGGAUUUCAAUGAAGUGGAGGUGGAUCUGAAAUGGUGUACAAACUACACAACAGAACAAAUGAAUUUUUAUCUAGCUCCAGAAUUAGAUGAAAGUUGGAAGAAAUGCAUAGAGAGCCUAAUGGAACUACAACCAACAAAUGUGGAGAUUAACUUCAUGCUUAUCCAACUAUGUCUCAAUGAUGCUGGGGUCAGACAUCAAGGAAAAGUUCUAGAAGCCACUGAUCGACUUCUGAAGAUUCAGGCGGAUAACUUGCAUCACUACUAUGUCAAGACUCUUCAGUUACCACACUAUUCGAAUCGUCUGACAAAAUUGUUGAAAGUGAACAAAUUAAUCGAAAAGAGUGUUCGACUGAGGCGGGAGAAAAAUAAAAUUGCAAAUCUUUUUGAUGUAUUUUCUGUGGAAUUUUCUCACCCGGAAAUGUUCGAGUUGACAUGA